Hemiscyllium ocellatum (epaulette shark) is the source of this 5105-nucleotide messenger RNA. It is a transcript of the gene fastk, whose product is annotated as Fas-activated serine/threonine kinase. The coding region runs from base 133 to 2757 and encodes 874 amino acids. The transcript has 10 exons. Gene Ontology annotation, molecular function: RNA binding. Gene Ontology annotation, cellular component: ribonucleoprotein granule; mitochondrial matrix. Lineage: Eukaryota; Metazoa; Chordata; Chondrichthyes; Orectolobiformes; Hemiscylliidae. The record is from RefSeq and is a predicted model, not a curated record. Gene Ontology annotation, biological process: mitochondrial RNA processing; regulation of mitochondrial mRNA stability.
GCGCGGAGCCCGCAGCUGGUGGCGCGGCGCCGGCUGCAGGAUCAGGAAGGAGCCGCGGCUUGAGCCCAGGCCGCUCGGGCCGAGGAUGUUUCUGCUGUUCUCCAUACUCCCUCGAGGUGAGCAAUACCUAAGAUGCAAAGGUUGCCUCUGUGUUGCUUCAGUUCUCUGCUGCCUAGGGGUGAGAGUGUUCUGCUGUUAGACGGACUGACUUGUCUCAGCCUGGGCUGCAUUCUCCGUUUCCUCCGCCUGGCCUGCCGCCCAGCUGCUGCUUGCCUGCCGAGGAGCCCGGCUGCCAUGUACGCAGCUCGCUACCACACCUGCAAGCCUCACAUCUGGGCAGCCUAUCCAGAGCAUUUCCCACAUCUCUACCAGGGGAGACGGAAUGGACACAAACCUCAUUACCAUCACCAUCCUACCAAGAAGAAAACCUGGAACUUCAUCCAUGAGAAGAUGAGCUAUGACACUUUCUUCACCAUGAAGCGGCUGAUUGACCGCUCAAGGACUGUAGGAGAGGUGUUGCGCUGGGUGACACAGAACCCUGGUAAGAUCUCCUACAAUCAUUACCCCAUUGCCCUGCAAAAAAUUGGUCAGGUCCUGCAGCAGCUGUCAGCAGGAUCCACCAUGGCAGCGUAUUAUAGCCAGAUGUUGGAGCUGGAAGAUUUCCAAACGCUCUGCCAAUCCAUCGUGAGUGAUUGCUCCAAAUUUGACAACUUCAGCAUCGUGAAUUGUCUGUAUGCUGUCGCUGCUCUGGGUCUUCCUGGUGAUUCCAAGAUUGUUCAGGUCCUGGAGGAGGAAUCCCAAAUCCGGCUCUCACAGUUCAAUCAAAAGGAUAUUUCCAUGGUUUUCAGCAGUGUCAUGAAGCUACAUCCAUCCAUUGAGCACCCAUUAAUUGAAAGCUGUCUCACUGGCCUGGAGAAGAAUAUUGAGAGGGAACGUCACCCCCAGACCUUGUUCCUCUUGCUCUCUUACUACAAACUGAAGGCUCAGGCACUGCAGUCUGAUGGCUACAGCAGCGAACAGCUUCUCAACAACCGUAAGAUCCUCCGAUUGGUCAAGCACACACUGGGACACGUCACCAAUGUAAGAGACCACGAGAUGACCCUCCUGGAUGAGAUGCUGGCUACGUGUGCCCGGGAGACCAGCAACAAGUCACUGGAGCUGAUCUUUAGUUCUCAACUCUUCUAUGAGAACAGGCAGGAAAAGUUCAUCAAUAGCUUGGCAGAGGAACUCCCAAAGAAAGUGGAUAGCAUCACCCCCUACACCAUGGCACUCAUUGCAAAAUAUAUUGCGCGUCAUCGACUUCGUGAGACCAGGCUUCUAGACACGAUCGCAGAUUUCCUCAUCAAAAAGGGUGAAAACCUGGACAGUAAGAUAAUUCAGAAGCUCGUCUUCCCAUUCAGUCGGAUGAACUACAAACCUUCCCAUGAAGCCAAGUUUUUUGCAAAGCUGGAGUCCGUGCUGGAGGUCAAAGCCAUGAACUCACCCCUGGCCACAGUCAAUAUCUUCAUGUCCAUGUUCCAACUGGGACAUUUUCCAGGAUCCAUACUUGACAAAGUCUUCUCUGCCGCUUUCAUCAACAACGUGAUGAACAGUCCGUAUGGAUUGAUUGUUCGCCGAUAUCUGUCCCUACUUGAUGCUGCAGUGGAGCUGGAGCACAGUGAUUACAAGGGACCUCGACUGGAGGACAGAUACAAAGUGAUGAUGUUUGACCGUGUACUGACUGCAGAUGAGGUGAACAGGAAGUACAGUUACAAAGGAUUGGUGGCAGAAGCUUUGAGACAGCUGAUUGGGGAUCAGUGUUACAAACAAGACGAGGUUCUUCCCCCAGGGUAUUAUACAGAUUUCUUGCUGUGGAUAAAUGGUUCUGGCACUGUUCUGCAUAUUAAUGGGACGAUUCACAGUGCUGGCACUUCUUUGUGCCCCUCUGGUUCCAAUUCAAAGCCCACAGAGAACGCAGCUUCCAUCCAUGGUCAACCUGAUAUCCCCUCCCUCACCUCUGAUUUCCAGAAAUUCUCUCCCUUUGGACAUGAUGAGGUGGUGGCGAAAGAGAAGAGAGAUGGUGAUCUUACUGCGGAAGUGGAUUUUCUCACACGGACCCAGCCUGCAGUGAGUAGUGGACGUUCAGGCUCAGCCUCCGUCUUAACCAACUCAACCAUUGAGUACAACACUUAUUAUCCUCCUUCGAACUACUACACUAGCCUGACCAAGGAGCAGUCACUGGAGAGUCAGGACAGCUCUACACUGAGCAGUCCGUCUGACUGUUUGAACCAGGUCCCUAACACCACUGGCUGCUCACCAGUUAUUGGCUCCAGUUCCCUCUUUCAGUUUCCCAUCGAGAAAAUCUUAGAUGAGCAAACCGAAACACCAUCCCAGAACCAAGAGCACAAUCUCUUCAGAACAGAACAGACAACUCCAAAUUUUUACGACAGUCCUCAUUAUCCUGAGAGCCAGAGCAGUGUUGGGCAGGUGGACAUGGCGAACACUGUGCCACUGCCUGUGAACCGAUCAUCACUAAUUGAGAAACAGAGACAUCUGGAGAUGGAGCAAGUGAACAGGAUUGUGAUGUCGGUGAAUGACAAAUGGCAUUACUGCCACAACUCGGAUGUGUUGGUGGGAUCUCGAGCCAUGCGGGAUCGUCACCUGCGACUACUAGGAUAUACCAUUCUGCAGCUGCCUUACCAUGAGCUCGAAAAACUGAACGGGAUCGAGGAAGUUAAACAUUAUUUACGGAAAAGACUCCUGGAUGUGCAGUUAUGACGAUGAAAGAAUUGAUUUUUUUUGUACCCUGCUCCUGUUUCUAUAUAGGUGAAAUGGAACCACCUGACCAUCAGCAGUCAGAAUGCCUGGAAAUUACAACAACAAAACAAUUGGAAUUCCAACAAUGCUGUUCCUCUCUCUUUCUUCACUUCCUCUGUUUUUUCAGAGUGGAGUAAGAGGUUUUCCUGUGUUUUUUUUCUGCUUUAGUGUGUUCAGAUGCUAACUACUGCCACAUGUUUUAUACCACCCUUGAAGAUGACAGGCUUUUUAAAUGAAGAGCCUUGGAGUGUGAAUAAUGUUUUCAUUCAAUUGGGAAUUUGCAGGGAGGUUUCAUUAUUUUAAUCAAUGUUCAUUGGUCCUCUCCUGCUGUGGUUAUCUUUCGUCCCGUCAUCUGCCUCCAAUCACCUUUGCAACCCUUUCUACUGGCAAGAGGAUGUUGGAUAGUCAAAGCACUGGGAAGCAAUUCUGAGUGGCUCUAACAUAGAGGGACCUCCCAGCUUCAGCACUGUUAGCAAUCCUGGUUUCCUGUCUGAGGAGUGGACAAUGCAGAGUCAGGAUACAAACCAACAAAGUUGGAAAAUACUUCAGAUGUUGUGAUACUGGCGCACUGCUCAAAGGAGAUCUAUCUCAACCAGUUCUGAACUCCUUGAGCAGUUCUGUAGGACAUUGUUUUCCAGCUGCUGCCUUUUGUCCUUCCUGGUGGUUUGGUCUUGGAUUGGAAGGUGCUGUUGAAAGAACCUUGGUGAAUUUCUGCUGUGCAUCUUGUAAAUGGUACACACUGCAAUAGCGGAGGAUCAGUGGUGGAGAGAGUGAAUGCUGGAGAUAAUUGAUGAGAUGCUAAUCAAGUGGGUUCUUUGUCCUGGGUUGUAUUGAACUUUUUGAAUGUUCUAGAUUUCCACCUAUCCAGGAAGUCAGUGGAUGCAUUAACACAGAACAAAAACUCCAUAUUUCACAUUUGAUUAAGAGCUAGAAGUUCCAUCCACUUCAGUCAACAGCAGAUCCUUCAGAUACAAAUAAUGUAAAUGUCUUUUUUUUUGAGAACUUGAAACAGUAUGGCGACAUUGGACUAAAUGGGUGAAGAUCUUUAAUAUCCUGUACUAUGAUCAGUGUGGGGCUAAUGACCACGCUGGACAUUGAUAGAGAUGAUGGUAGUUAGGGAUGGGAACUUUGGUGAAGAUGACAGUUGCAAGGCAAGAAGAGUUUGGUGGCUUAUUGCUCAGGAAGAGGAUAAUAGUGGAGAAUGAUACUGAAACCAUACUAUUUGAAUUAGUUGCUAGGGCAGGGGAUUUGGUGACAGUAGUUGCAAUGGGAGGGGGAUUGGUCGCAGUGAUUGCUAGUGGGGUGGGUUGUUCUGUUUGGAGUUAUAGGUGGCAGUGGUUGCAUUGAAAGAAGAUGUUGCCAGUAGUUGCUAUGAAGGGAUUGUUGGUGACACUGUGUUUCUAGUGGUUGCUAGGGGAGAGGUUUUGGUAUCAGUGGUGGUGAGGGGAGAGGGUAUUGAUUGUGGUGGUUGCUAAGGGAGGUGAUGGUGGUUGCUGUGGCAGAGGAUAUUGGUAUCAGUGAUUGUGAGGGGCGAGGGUGUUGGUGAUGGUAGUUGCUAUGGUAACAGUGUUGGUGGUGCUACUUGCUAGGGAAAUAUUGGUUACCUAAAUAUGGUGUUUACUGGAGGCUGUCCUGUGGGAAGGUAGGAGAUAAGGACAGUUGUGAAAUGAUUGGGAUCCAUUCUGCAGUGAGGAACCAGUCUGGAGCUGCCUUCCUCCUGUUGGACUUGUGACAUAAUGCCCCAUAUAGAUCUACUGCCUGGUAAACAUGACCAGGUGAGCUUGCCUGACUUGGAUUACAGUAGUUAACAGAUGCUCAUAUGUUUAUGUGUGGGUUGUAGGUAGUCACUGGAACGCAGAAUGUGAGUGAAUUUUAAUAGCUGGGUUUGGGAAGAGGGCGGUUUGGUGAUGGGCUGGAUUGGGGACAGGGUUGGCAGGGAUGGGGUGGUCUCAGCUAAAUGCAAUGUUUCGGUGAAUUUUUGAGUGGUGGGUUUUUGGGUUUUAAAAGGAUCUUCUGUUUGAAGAUGGCAUGGAUUUAAAAAUUGAAUUAAAUGUGAAUAGAAUGAAAAAGUGGUGAAAUGACAAACCAAGUCCACACCGAGUGUUGAAGUCACAUUUUUAAAUGUAAGAUAUGUGUUUGGAGCAUUACGAAGAAGGGGAUAAGGUUUCAAAUGUGUUUAUCUUAGAACGGAUCCACUGGUGUGCUGGCCUUUCUUUCUAGUUUUAAGUUGUUUGUAUCACCACAACUAAGGAAUGAUCCAGUGUAACCUGCUGGGAUUAAAAAAAAUACACUGGAAUAAACACAAAGAA